CCGCGCGCCUCGAUGAUGUCAGCAGCAUGCCACAGUGAUUGGCCGCUGCGCGCGCAGCCUAGCUCGGCACCGCAGUCGUCGCAGGCGGAGAUGAAUGCGGAGAGGAGCAGCGGCGGAGGCGGCGUGGGUCCGGGGGCGGCGGGCUCCCGGUGGCGCCUCGGGGCGCUCCUCCUCCUCGCCGUGUCCUCCCUGCCGGUGGCCACGGCGCUGGUGGAGGGUCUGUACUGCGGCACUGAGGUGUGCUAUGACGUGCUCGGCGUCACCCGGGAGGCCUCCAAAGCGGAGAUCGCCCGGGCUUACCGACAGCUGGCCCGCCGGUACCACCCGGACCGGUACAAGCCGGAGGAGUCCGGGCCGGAGGAGUCCCCUCAUAAAAAGUUCCUGCUCAUCGCGACGGCCUACGAGACGCUGAAGGAUGAGGACUCCAGGCGGGACUACGAUUAUAUGCUGGACCAUCCUGAGGAGUACUACCAGCACUACUAUGCCUACUACCGCAGACGCCUCACCCCCAAAGUGGACGUCAGGGUUGUGAUUCUGGUCACAAUCUGUGCCAUCUCCAUCUUCCAGUAUUACAGCUGGCACAGCAGCUACAAUGAGGCCAUCAACUACUUGAUGACGGUCCCCAAGUACCGCAUCCAGGCCACAGAGAUCGCUAAGCAACAGGGCCUCUUCAACCGCCCCAAAGAGAAAGGCAAGAACCGCCGCUCCAAAGAGGAGAUCCGGGAGCAGGAGGAGGAGGUGAUCCGCGACAUCAUCAAAAACAAAAUAGACAUCAAAGGAGGCUACCAGAAGCCCAACCUGACGGACAUCCUGCUGUGUCAGAUUGUCCUGUUCCCCUACUACCUGACCAGCUACGUGGUCUGGUACGUCUCCUGGGUGUACCGCUUCACCAUCUGCAGAGAGGAGUACGGAGAGCAGGAGAAGCUGUACAUCAUCAGGAGGAACAUGAAGAUGUCUCAGUCUCAGUUUGACAGUUUGGAGGAAAGCAGCAGACAGACGUUCCUGGAGAAACGGCUGUGGAUCAAGGAGAGGUUCCAGGCGUACAAAAGAGAUCAAGAAGAGGAGAUGAAGGUGAAGAUGGCCACCGAUCCGAGGAUGAAGAGAUACCGGCGCUGGAUGAAGAACGAGGGACCUGGCAGGCUGACGUUCAUGGAUGAUUGACGUUUGUCGGUCUGUCUGUGCUUCAGCGUGAACCUCGUGAUGAAGAUCCACGUUUAUAUAGAGAGAGAUAUUUUCAUAAGGACCAGACCUCAGAAUUUCUAAAUGCCGUUUUUUUUACUUUCCUUUUCCUUUCCAGUCUGUAACCUGAACCCUCUGUUUCCGCUGCCGAUAAAUGCCGGAGUUUUCAUGCCUCUGUUCUUCUUGAAUGUUCAGAGUCGGAGGCUGAAGUGUUUGGAUGAGGCGGCAGUGGAGACAGCAGGAGUGUCUAGUUCAUAUGGACCUGUGUUUGAGCAGCAGUGGAGACACAAAUCCAUGGGAACUUGUUUGAGUUUCUCAUUGCAAAGCGCCGCUGAAGAGGCGGAGUCUUCUCUGCAACACGAGGAGGAGUCACUCCUGAUGUGGUUUAAACUCAAAUCCAGCAGGUUUGUUCCUUCCUCCGUGUUCAUUUGAAGAUAAGCGUCCUGUUUCUGAAGGGAGCCUCGGUCAGAACGUCUCGUCUGAUAAAUGAAAGCCAAAGUCGCAGCUGACGUUCUCUGGAAGCUGCACAACCUCAGGACAAAGUUCAGGGAGGGGGCGCCGCUUUUUAAGAUCCUGGUUUUACUUCCUGGUAUUUAUUGUUUCCUUUUCCUGGUUUGGGUUAGCAGCCAUGCUGUCAUUAAAGAUGGUGCAGCCUUCUGCGUCGGCACAGUC
This is a messenger RNA of Oryzias latipes (Japanese medaka), 1851 nucleotides long. RefSeq names its product DnaJ (Hsp40) homolog, subfamily C, member 25 (gene dnajc25). The record is from RefSeq and is a predicted model, not a curated record. Gene Ontology annotation, biological process: protein folding. Lineage: Eukaryota; Metazoa; Chordata; Actinopteri; Beloniformes; Adrianichthyidae. Gene Ontology annotation, cellular component: endoplasmic reticulum membrane.